Penicillium vulpinum is the source of this 1608-nucleotide messenger RNA. RefSeq names its product putative GABA permease. Gene Ontology annotation, molecular function: transmembrane transporter activity. The transcript has 4 exons. Gene Ontology annotation, biological process: transmembrane transport; amino acid transport. Bases 1 to 1608 code for a protein of 535 amino acids. NCBI's taxonomy places the organism in Eukaryota, Fungi, Ascomycota, Eurotiomycetes, Eurotiales, Aspergillaceae. Gene Ontology annotation, cellular component: membrane. The record is from RefSeq and is a predicted model, not a curated record.
AUGGCGGCCCAGGAUGUAUUCGAUCGCUCAAUGGACGAGGAUAUCGCUCUCGGAAAUAUGUGGUACGAGCAAGAAUUCAAACGCUCGUUCACUUUGUUGGACAUGGUGGGCUUCAGUUUCAGUAUUGUGACCUGCUGGACUGCUUUAAGUGGCGUCUUCAUUAUUGGCAUCCAGGCCGGUGGCCCACCUGUCAUGAUUUUCGGCUGGAUCGGGGUCUGUGUGUUCACAAUGCUCAUUGCCCUGGCAAUGGCUGAGAUGUGCUCGCGUUGGCCAGUAGCUGGAGGCCAAUACUCGUGGGUGGCCAUGCUAGCGCCGCCUCGAAUUUCCCGACAGCUGUCAUAUAUCACUGGGUGGUUUAUGCUGACCGGACUCCUCGCUAUGGGCGCGGUCAACAAUUCCUUCGGAUCAAAUUAUAUCCUAGGCCAAGUCAACCUGGUCUUCCCGGACUUUGUUAUCGAGCGGUGGCACACCGUCCUGGUUGCCUGGGCCGUGGGGUUAUUUUCUCUCGCUGUCAAUGUAUUCGCACCCCACGCUUUGCAUCGCCUUUCCCGCUUCGUCUUGAUGUGGAAUAUCGUCUCGUUCAUCAUCGUGAUCACCACACUUUUAGCAACAAACCACCAGAAGCAAGAUACAGGCUUCGUAUUCCACGAGUUCCGGAAUACGACGGGCUUCGGUGCUUCGAUGGCUACUAUUGUUGGGAUCCUACAAAGCUUUUUCGGCAUGUGCUGCUACGAUGCACCGAGUCAUAUGACAGAAGAGAUGACCCACGCCAGCCGAGAUGCACCGAAGGCAAUUAUCAUGUCGGUCAUGAUGGGGGCUGUAAGUGGACUACUCUUCCUUCUGACACUAUGCUUUUGCAUGGGUGAUAUCGAAGCAACAGCCAAUUCAAGCACCGGGGUCCCCGUCAUACAGAUCUUCUACGAUUCAACCCAAAGCAAAAGUGGAACCUGCAUACUGGCAAGUAUGAUCACUGUCAUUAUCGUGAUGUGCUCUAUCGGUCUCCUCGCUGAAGGAUCAAGAUCAGUAUAUGCCUUUGCGCGAGACCGUGGGCUGCCAUUUUCCGGCUUGUUAUCUCAAGUCGAGCCGAAGAAGAAGAUACCUCUGAACGCUAUUUUUCUCACUGUUGCAGUGCAGCUAGGGCUGAAUGCGAUUUACUUCGGUGCAAAGACGGGAUUUGAAACGGUGAUUUCAAUAGCUACCACGGGGUUUUAUGUCUCCUACAGUCUUGUAUUUUUCGCCAGACUACUUGGCUAUUUCUUCCACCACCAAGCCUCCUCCUUCGACGGACCAUAUUCAUUGCCGCUUCCGGUGUCGCUCGGAUUCAGUGCGAUUGGCCUGCUGUUUCUGUUAUUCGCUUCUAUUACAUUCAAUUUUCCCUCUGAUGCUCCGGUCACCUUUCAAUCGAUGAAUUAUACCAGUGCAGCUAUCGGUUUGGUGACGUUGCUCAGCCUUCUGACCUGGUUUACCACUGCAACACAUCGUUUUGUUGGCCCUUCGGAUGUCAAACACUUGGUCGUCAACGGCAUAGGAAGCGCACAGACAUUACAACCCACGGAUGAGGAUGGUUCAAGUACGAGCAAAGAGAAUAAUGGUAAGAUAUUCUCCUAG